CCCCCCUGCCUAUGACCUACCUGGCCCACACGGCCCACGCCCAGUUCGCUGCCCUCUGCCUGGCCCUGAUUGGCUGGACGCUGACGGCCAUGGCGCCGGGCCUCGUCCAGUGGAGGGUGUGGGAGGUUCCCGGCAGUGAGGCGGUCACCUCCGGCGUGGCCUGGGUGGGCGUCUGGAGGGCCUGCUUUAACAGCCACGCUCACGUGAGCGAGGGGCUGAGAUCCAUGUUCUGCCGGUCCAUCCGGCUGACGGAGAGCUUCACUCCACCGGAGAUCGCAGCAGGUCAGGUCCUCAUGCUCCUGUCGCUGCUGGUGGGGCUCGCUGGGAACGCCGCCGGCGUUUACGCCAUGAGGAUGGCCUACUUUGGGAAGGCGAAGGCCUCCGCGGUCUGCCGGGGUUUCAUCGGCACCGGGGCGCUGGUCCUGCUGGCCGCUCUGCUGUCGUCCGUCCCUCUCAUCUGGAACCUGAACUCCGUCGUGGCGAACCGGACCAUCGACUUCCCCGAGGAGUUCAGGCUCCCCAAAGCGCCCAGAGCGCAGCGCGCUGGCUGCGGGAUCGCCGUGGGCUUGGUGGGCUCGGUCCUGAUGGCGGUGUCAGGGCUGGUGUUCUGCUCCUACAGGCCCGGGAGGGAUCCCCGUCUGAGGGCAGGAGACCGGGAGGAGGUGAGCUUCGAUGGGACCGACAACCCGGCUUUCCAGUCCCACGAACGCCUGUGAUGCGUCUCCACAAACGGAGAACUCGACAAGGGGAGCGGAGAGCAGUAAAAGGAUGCAUACAGGUUCCGCACUGCAAAAAUGGAUCUAAAAAUAAGUAAAAUGUUCUUAAAAGUAGUGUUUUGGUCCUUGA
This is a messenger RNA of Fundulus heteroclitus (mummichog), 846 nucleotides long. RefSeq names its product claudin-34. The transcript has a single exon. The record is from RefSeq and is a predicted model, not a curated record. Gene Ontology annotation, biological process: bicellular tight junction assembly; cell adhesion. The coding region runs from base 12 to 716 and encodes 234 amino acids. Gene Ontology annotation, molecular function: structural molecule activity. Gene Ontology annotation, cellular component: plasma membrane; bicellular tight junction. Lineage: Eukaryota; Metazoa; Chordata; Actinopteri; Cyprinodontiformes; Fundulidae.